CCCGCCGGGCUCAGACCGGAGGAGGCGGCGGCGGGAGCGGCGGGGUCGGGCAGUGCCGGGCAGCGUUCCCGCAGCCUCCGCCGGUGCCGUUCGGUCGCUCUGCUCGUGGGGCAGCGCCGUGCGCUUGGGUGCCCCUCCCGCCACCCCCACCCCCCCAUCCCCGAGGGCGCGGGGCAGCCUCCGCCGGGACUUCAUGUCUGUGCUGUGUCCCCUGCCCUGCUCUGAUUAUCUGAGAUCAGCUGAAAUGACUGAAGUGAUGAUGAACACCCCAGCUAUGGAUGAGAUUGGGCUAAGCCCCCGCAAGGAUGGCCUGUCGUAUCAGAUCUUCCCUGAUCCCUCGGACUUCGACCGUUACUGUAAGCUGAAGGACCGCCUGCCCUCAAUCGUGGUAGAGCCGACGGAGGGUGAUGUGGAGAGCGGUGAGCUGAGAUGGCCACCCGAAGAGUUCCUUGUGCAGGAGGAGGAGGAGGAAGAGGAGGAGGAAAACUGUGAAGAUGUAAAGAAGGACAACAAGGAGCAAUAAAUGGCAUCUGAGGAAAGGCAAGGGACUGCACCCUUCUGAAGGAAGAGCCACAAUUCUUUUGAAAGUCUUUUUAAAAAAAAAAAGACAAGUUCAAUUUUGCACCUGCGAGAUCUUAGUUUUCUUGUAUUCUCUGUAUCGAGAACUGAAGCCCUCGGUGUCACCAGACCUCCUGAGGAAGGAAGGAAGUAACGCAGAGAAAUGUUUGCUGUUCUCGAGAUCAUUAUCUGUAUUUUUCCGAGGCGGAGGCAGCAGUGAAAUUCCAAGCACAUGGCAGAGGGUGACCACGCGAGGACCGCUGGAGGGGGGAGCUCGGGGAGGGGGAGGAAAGUCGGAGGCAGCAGCGUUUGGCCGGGAGCUGCCUCCAGCUAAAAGUGUGAGAACAGAGCUGUAAUCUCUCAGAUUUGCCUUUCUUACAGCUUCCAUUUUGUGUGUCGGGGGGUGGAAGGGUGUCCGUAGCAAAGCAUGGCAAAUGCUCUACUGACGAGGGGUCUGUAGCUCUCCCUGGUUCGGCACCUCCUAGGGUAACAUGAGUGUCCAUAGGAGUAGUUGGGUUUCUUGCUCUCACUGUUGAGCCUGUUUUCCAGCCACUUUUCCCAAAGCUGUUUUCUCCCCCUCUGUUUGCCUUUAGAUUCUUCAAUGCUGAACAGCUGUAUUUGCAGGAUAAUGUUAGGCUGCUGCUUGUCAUCUCUACUGCGAGGCCCUAGUUUAUCUUGCAGGUGGUUAGCGUGAGGUAAUGCGCAUCGGAUGUAAAGACGCUUCUGUCUGCAGCAAGAGCUUACGUAGGUUUGAACACCUCGGAUUUUUCUCUUCUAUUUGCCGAGGCCGUUGUGGUCAGUCUCGUCUCGUACAGCGCCCAAAGCCAGAGGGUGGAGGUUACGCCUCCUUACCUUGGUGUCCUUGAGGCUGUAGGGUUUCAUGUCUCCAACUUGCUCGUCAACGGGCUUGAGAGGGCUGGGAUGGGGCAUCUCCUCCAGCUUUGCACUGCAAGGCUUCCUCAGUGCGGGACAGGCUGGUAGGGGUGUGCGUGGUGGGGAGUGCUGCCAGACCUGGAGGUAAUCCAAAGAUGAAACACCAGAUCUAGUGUGGAUCACCAGUGGGAAGGGGGGGUUUGUGGGAGGGGUCUGUUGGGAGAGGAUUAGCCUGGAUGUCCUGAGACAAGAGGUUUUUCCGCUUCAUAGCGAGGGCAACACAUUCAUGGGUGUUUAAUGAAGUGCAGACUGGCUUGCAAAGUCUGUGGUUGUGUCCUCUUCACCAUAUCCUGCUUCAAGGAGAAGUCAUCUGUCUCUGUUUGGGGAGGAGGCCAGUCUGCUGCCAGACAGGGUAACCUGCUGCUUUCCUGGAAAGUGAUGAUCUCGCAGCUUUGGGAACCAGCUCGGGAGCCAGUCGGUCUUGGGAUAGCAUGAGAACAGUUACCACCUAAACCAAAUCUGGGUUCAUGGAAGAGAAAAAGAAAUGUCAAGGCCUUAACCAAACUUUCAUAAUAAUCCCAAUGCCACCCCCCUUUGCUUAUAACUGGUUCCAUUUUUAAAAUCUAUUUGGACAUGUGUGUAUUUGUAUUUUUAAUACCUCAUGAGUAGUUAAACGCUGUUGGGGGUUGGGAACUGCUUUUAACAUAUUGGCAGGAUUGUUUUAGUCUUGUCUUGCUUGUGUUUAAACAUAAUGGCAAUAAUUUAUCAGCUCUGCAUAACUGUUUCAGACAGACAGGAGUUUGGAGAUGAGUUAGCACAAAGCAGGAGAAAUUCAGUGUUCCUACACUGCAGCUGGUCUCUGGUCCAGCAAUGCAGACCCAGUUUUACACGCUCCCUGCCCAUCUUGAUAGACGGUUGAUCACCAAAUGGUCAUGAUGUGGUGAUAUCAUUUUCUCUAGCGAUGGAUUCAGCUGUUGUAUCUGUAAUGCUUGUUCUAGUCUUGCUGUCUUACUGGAAUGAGCUUGUACACCUGCAUACCAGCCAGUUGUCUUACUUCUAAGUGUUACUCUCUAUUGGUCUCUACUGUCUGUACCACCAAGUCAAAGCUGUAUAUCAAAGAUAUUACCAUGUGGGCAGCAAUGAGAUGGCAAUCCUUGGACUCCAGACCUGCUGUCUGCCCUAAAGACUUGCAUAUUUCUGUCUGCAUCCUUUUUUUGGAAGUAUUGUGUAUAUUUCUAUUUGUUGUUGAACGUAUCUAAAGAACAAAGCACUCCAGUAAAACUCCUCCUGUUGUAUGAUAUACAUUCUAUAUUUCUGUAAUUCUUUUUUGAGCCUCAGGGAGAAGCUAGCAUUUUUUUCAAACUACAUUUUUGUCACUGUGACAGUUGUAAAUAAAGUUUGAAAAUGCUUUCCAAA
Molecule: messenger RNA, 2847 nt
Organism: Aquila chrysaetos chrysaetos
Lineage: Eukaryota; Metazoa; Chordata; Aves; Accipitriformes; Accipitridae
Gene: LBH
Product: LBH regulator of WNT signaling pathway
Exons: 3
Coding region: 194-523 (109 amino acids)
Biological process (GO): positive regulation of DNA-templated transcription
Cellular component (GO): nucleus
Source: RefSeq, a predicted model, not a curated record